This is a messenger RNA of Seriola dumerili (greater amberjack), 1409 nucleotides long. RefSeq names its product brain and acute leukemia cytoplasmic protein-like (gene baalcb). The record is from RefSeq and is a predicted model, not a curated record. The transcript has 5 exons. NCBI's taxonomy places the organism in Eukaryota, Metazoa, Chordata, Actinopteri, Carangiformes, Carangidae. Gene Ontology annotation, cellular component: cytoplasm. The coding region runs from base 458 to 1003 and encodes 181 amino acids.
GAGGCUGAAUGACUUUAACAUUCACUGUGUCUCUCAUAAGCCCCGCUGUGCUGUGCUGUGUUGGUGUUGGUGGUGGCGGAGGAUGGCAUGACGGAGCGGACGGGCGCGCGGUCUGUAACCGACCGGAGCAGAGUGAUCCUUGACAACAUGUUACGGGUCCGUGAGGCGGACGACGCGGAGCAGCGGAGCAGCGCCGGGGCGAGACCGACACCAUCAUCAGUGACUACAUGUUUUGAUGAUCAGCAGGCUCCUGUGUGAAACUGACUCCCUGACCUGAUUGACAAUUAGAAGAUGCUGCCUCCAAAUGCUCAUGAAUAAAUGUAAAUGUGACUGUGAGGGACCACCUAACCCACUCUUUGACUGAUCAUCAAUCAUAUGAGGGCACUCGGUGUGUCCCACAGCUGUGUGCUGUGCUAAAAGUCCAAAAGUGGAAGUGAAGUAGCCCUGAGGCAGCGCUAUGGGCUGUGGGGGGAGCAGGACUGAUGCUCUGGAGCCUCGCUACCUGGAGAGCUGGACUAAAGAGACAGAGUCCACCUGGCUGACCAGCACAGACACUGACAUCCCCCUGUCGUCCAUCCAGAGCAUCACCUCUGAGAACUCUGAGGCCGGCUUCGCUUCUGAGAAAACACUCUGCCCCGUUCCAGAUUUCUUUGAGGACGGCCUCCCUCCUCCUGCUCAGGCGUAUCUGAAGGUCUGCUCCGCCGUGUCGGAAGCCAGUCUGAAUGAUGUGAAACCCAGCAGCCCUCCUGCAAUCCUGGCCUCUCCGCCCAAAGAGGAGUCGUUGCCUUCGUCUGGCACCACAGUGCAGCGCCGAAGUGUUCUACACACUGAAGAGAUUACAAAAUGGCAGGACAAUCGCAUGUCGACCAAGCAGGUGACCAUCACAGUGACACAGAGCAUCCAUCAGGUGGACAAGAACGGAAAGGUGAAGAAGUCCCUCACCACCUACGAGGUAAUGAAACCUGUGGAAUCUCUAAAACAGGUGUCCGCACAAAACCCUUGAGAGCAGGGGAAACUGGAAGAAGCCAAAGAAAAACGAUGACUGUGAAAUAAAUUAACUGAAUAUUUUUUUGUGGAGAAGACGUAAUGGGUCUGAAGGCUGAGGGAGCACAAGAAGGAUGUGUGACUUUGCCGGAGAUUCUGAACACUUAAAUUCAGACUGUCAUAAAAUUUAACCCGGCUCAUUUUCUCAUUUUUGACUAGGCCAUAUUAUAUUUAAUGCUGUAAGAUGUAUUUCUAUGGUGCCUGUUACAACGUUUCACUGUUUGCUAGUUUGGUAAGAGAAAAUACAAAAUAUGACAUUUUAGAGUACAUACAGUAUUUAGACCAAAACAAAAUGAAGAACGCGUAUUAUAUCACAGCAGACAGCCUGUUUUCAUCAUUAUUUAGCACAUUCAAAUUUCUGUGAA